AUUAAAUUAACGCUAAAUAAAAGCAUUUAGGUUGGCGACAUUGAAGGACGCUGUUCUGUCAAAACAAUUUUCUAACCUUAAAGUAGCAACUGUAAAAAACAUUUAGAAAAGCGACAAAUUAAACAUAAAUCAUGUCAAGUGGUAUGUUAUAUGGUGGUGAUGAAAUAGGUGCGUUGGUUUUUGAUCCCGGGCAUCAUUCGUUGCGAGUUGGUUACGCUCAAGAAGACACUCCAAAAGCCGAAAUUCCGGCUUGUGUUGGUGUUGCUCCGGAUGACUCUCCGAAAUUGGAACCUGAAGUUAAACCAGACGAUGGAAAUGUUACUACUUCUUCGUCAGCAUACAAGUAUUACAUUGACACAACAUUCCUUCAUACACCAAGACCAAAUAUGGAACUACACCAUUACAUGAAAGACGGAAUGAUAGAAAAUUGGGAUUUGUUUGAAAAAAUCUUGGAUUAUUCAUAUGAAAAAAUAAUUCAAUCCGAAUCCCAAUAUCACCCUGUAUUAUUUUCUGAAUGUCCAUGGAACCAAAGGCAAAAACGUGAAAAACUUACGGAGAUCAUGUUUGAAAAGUACAAAGUGCCUGCAUUCUUUUUGGUUAAAAAUGCUGCGCUAGCAGCUUUCGCAAAUGGAAGAGCCACUGCCCUUGUUAUUGACAGUGGAGCCACUCAUACCACUGCUGUUCCAGUGCUGGAUGGUUACGUUUUGACAAAUGCUGUUGUUAAAUCGCCUUUAGGUGGGGACUAUUUAGUUAUAAGAUCAAAGGAAAUGUUGGAGAGUAUCGGUAUUGAUUUAACACCAGCUUCCCUGGUAGCAAACAAAGAAGUUGUAAGAGAAAAAGAUAAGCCCAGGUUUACGAAAAAAAAAAUUAGUUUUACUCCAAGUAAUAGCUAUAUGUCAUAUAUGAUUAAGAGGACUGUUCAGGAUUUUCAGCAAACUGUAUUACAAGUUUCAGACUUGCCCUAUGAUGAAAGGACAGCUCUAAAUUUACCAGCUCUUCACUAUGAAUUUCCUUCAGGUUACCAUCAAGAUUUCGGCCCAGAAAGAUUUAAAUUGGCUGAAGGGUUGUUUGAUCAUGCAGUUUUGGGGGCUGGACAUUUAGCUGCUACAAGUGCUGGUAUGUGCGACGUGGACAUUCGUCCGGCUUUGUACAGUUCUGUGGUUUUGACUGGAGGUAAUUCCUUGGUGCAAGGAUUCAGUGAACGACUUAGCAAAGAUUUGUCCAGUCGGACUCCAGGUUCGAUGAGAUUAAAGAUGAUUGCAGCCAACGGUACAGUUGAAAGACGAUUCGGAUCGUGGGUGGGGGGAUCGAUUUUGGCCUCGAUUGGAACAUUCCAACAAAUGUGGGUGUCGAUGCAAGAAUAUCAAGAAUCCGGCAAAGCACAAAUUGAUAGAAAGUGUCCUUAAACUUAACAAAUGUAUACUACAGUAUUUAAAUUUUGACCAAUUUUGUUGGAGCUUACAAAUAAAAUGAGGAUUUUAAAACAAGUGUAACAAAUAAUUUUUUAAAUAAAAUUUUACAAAACA
Messenger RNA from Brassicogethes aeneus, 1526 nucleotides. The record is from the annotation of a GenBank genome assembly. NCBI's taxonomy places the organism in Eukaryota, Metazoa, Arthropoda, Insecta, Coleoptera, Nitidulidae.